ACAUUUCUAGGUUAUAGCGCUAUUUUUGCCGUUAUUUCCAGUAUCUAUAGUAAAUUAAUUAGUUGCAUUGUUUACAAAAUGGUGUUAUAUUUUACGAGCGACGUGGUUUCGCCACCCGUUACGUUGUUUAUGGGCGCUGAUAAACAUGAAAAUGAAGAUUUGAUAAAAUGGGGUUGGCCCGAGGAUGUUUGGUUUCACGUGGAUAAAGUGUCAUCCGCUCACGUAUAUUUGCGCCUUGCACCAGGUCAAACUAUAGAUGAUAUACCAAAUUCGGUGUUAGAUGACGCUUGCCAACUAGUCAAAGCAAACUCUAUCAUGGGUAACAAAAUGAAUGACAUUGAUAUAGUUUACACCAUGUGGGCUAAUUUGAAGAAAACAGCAAGCAUGGAGGUUGGCCAAGUAGCAUUCCAUAAAGACAAAGAUGUUAGAAAAGUCAGGGUGGCAAAAAGAAACAAUGAAAUUAUGAACAGAUUGAACAAAACUAAAAAAGAAGCUUUUCCAGACUUAAGACAGGAAAGGGAAUCACGAGAUAGGGAAGAAAGGGAAGAUAAAAAGAAAGUCUUAAGAGACAAGAAAGACAAAGAAAAGGAGGAAGAAAAAAGAAAGAAAGAAGAAGCAGAGUUAAGAAGUUACUCCACACUCAUGAAGAAAGAGAACAUGACUACAAAUUAUGAUGGGAAUGAUUCUGAUGAUUUUAUGUGAAAGAAGAGAUAUUUUUGUUUACUUUUUCAUUGGUUAUUUAUUUGUAAAUUAAAUUAAUCUUACUACAGUAAUGUCAUUACUUUUGGCAUACAGUUAUUCCCACUGAAGUUAAUGCAUCUGUCACCCACUUAGGACAAAUGCCAGUAGGGUACAAUUCAUUGACAAAUCUAGUUACAAACUGCGGGAAAGUAUCAUUUUCUAUAUUCUCUCUCAUUGUUCUCAUUAGGCGCAUCUGUAAAAAUAAACAUUUACAUACUAAAUUAAAUAAAAAAAGCCAAUUAUAUAACCUAUAAUGUAAUUUCAUUGUCAACUUUACAAAUAGAUUCUUUGGCCUAUUUACUGUUUAAGUAGAAAAAUGCAUAUUAAUAACGUACUUGAAAAGCAAUAUUGUGUACAGAAAUAAGAUGACAAGCUACAGUCUCUACUGUAACAAUGCAAUGCAAGUAAGCUCUUGUAUAGGUUGUGCAUGUGGAGCAUGUACAAUCUUUGUCAAUAGGGUUAAGAUCCGUCUCAUAUUUCUUCUGUUUCAAAUUCAG
This is a messenger RNA of Hyposmocoma kahamanoa, 1238 nucleotides long. It is a transcript of the gene ccdc25, whose product is annotated as coiled-coil domain-containing protein 25. The record is from RefSeq and is a predicted model, not a curated record. NCBI's taxonomy places the organism in Eukaryota, Metazoa, Arthropoda, Insecta, Lepidoptera, Cosmopterigidae. The coding region runs from base 79 to 702 and encodes 207 amino acids. The transcript is spliced from 4 exons.